Messenger RNA from Phoenix dactylifera (date palm), 1022 nucleotides. RefSeq lists its product as uncharacterized. The record is from RefSeq and is a predicted model, not a curated record. Lineage: Eukaryota; Viridiplantae; Streptophyta; Magnoliopsida; Arecales; Arecaceae. Gene Ontology annotation, molecular function: Hsp90 protein binding; protein-folding chaperone binding. Gene Ontology annotation, biological process: protein folding; chaperone-mediated protein complex assembly. Gene Ontology annotation, cellular component: nucleus; cytosol.
AACCCGGAAGCCGACCCAGACGCGCGUACCUUUGCGUAAGUUUCUUCCCUCAUCCCAGAACGAUCAAAGCUUCGAGUCGAAGACCUAAACGCUAGCCCCUAGAGUCCGGGCGGCGGUCGUCGAUCGAAGGGGAAUCCGCGCUCGCAGUGGGCUGUCGCCGAUCAGCGAUCGCCGGUCGACGGUAUCCACUCGUCAAGAUGAGUCGUCAUCCUGAAGUGAAGUGGGCACAAAGGGUCGACAAGGUUUACAUCACUAUACAGUUGCCUGAUGCAAAAGAUGCGAAGGUUAAUCUGGAACCUGACGGCAUUUUCACUUUUUCUGCAACUGCUGGAGCUGAAAAAAACUUGUAUGAGUUGAAAAUGGACCUUUAUGAUAAAGUAAAUGUAGAGGGAAGCAAAAUUAACACAGGUGUGCGUUCUAUCUUCUGCGUGGUAGAAAAAGUGGAGAAAGGAUGGUGGAAGAAGCUAUUACGUGGUGAUGAGAAAACUCCUCACUAUGUGAAAGUAGAUUGGGAUAAGUGGGUGGAUGAAGAUGAUGAUGGUCCUGGUGAAUUGGACCUGGGAGGGAUGGAUUUCUCGAAUUUUGGUGGUAUGGGGGGUGAUGGUAUGGAUGAUGACCUUGAUGACAGCGAUGAUGAAGAAGAGGAAGCAGAAAAGACUGAUAAUGCCAAAAAGGUUAGAGAUGUGCAGCAGACUGAAGAAGCCUCUUCAGAGGCCAAAAUGGAAGCAGCUCCAAGCACAUGAAAGAGUCCUUCAGCCAAAAAAUCACUUCCAUGGUUCUAAUGUGUUGCUGAACGAGGCUAGCUGAUCAUGGUUUGUGUUCAUUACUGUAUUGAUUGCUUGCUUGUAUCUGCUGAUAUUGAACUGUAGUUCGUGUGGAGUUUAUCAUCUAUAUUUAUAGGCAGUGGAACCAGUUUCAUUCGGCUGGCAGAAUGUGUUUGAGAUCAAGGUUCCAUGGAUGGUCUUAAAGCAUACAUUAGAAUGUCAGUAAUUAUUAAACUACAGUUGGAUUUUGGGUUUCUU